Molecule: messenger RNA, 1775 nt
Organism: Nomascus leucogenys (northern white-cheeked gibbon)
Lineage: Eukaryota; Metazoa; Chordata; Mammalia; Primates; Hylobatidae
Product: neuroblastoma breakpoint family member 15-like
Exons: 3
Coding region: 990-1352 (120 amino acids)
Source: RefSeq, a predicted model, not a curated record
CAAAAAUAAUAAUAAUAAUAAUGAUAAAUGAAAAUAAAAAUAAAAAGCAGAGAGUAUCUUGGUGAGAGAGAAGUCCUGCUUCCUGGGGCACAGGCUCUUGUUCCUAAAGAGGAAGAGAGAUCGCACCCAAGAAUGUGUGGAAGCAGCAGUGCAGUGUGCAGAGCAGGGACCCUGGGCCUGUCUCCUGGGCUCCAUCCAAGUUGCUUGUCUUGUCUGUCCCUCAGUUUCCUCAUCUGUUCAGAGGGUACUACAAUAAUACCUACCUCUGUAAAUUGCUGCAGUGAAUUGCAUGAGCUAUUUCCUGUCAAUCUCCUAGAACAUUUAUUGUCACAGAGUAAACACUGUCUAUUAGUUCUUCAUUCUGCUGUUUCUAAAUUAACACAAACUUUAUUAGCAUUUGGGCAUAUUUCCUUCAUGGCCUUAUGGUCUUAUGUCUCACACUUUAUGCUUCAGAUAUGAUUCUUAAAACCAUAUCUGAAUAUAUGAUUUAAAAAUCAAAUAUUUUUAAAGUCCUAGACAUAUUUGUCCUUGAAAUACCCAGUAAAAGGGAAACCAUCAGUCCCAUAGUCCUAGGGGCCUUCCCGACUGUACAAGAAAUCACUACUUCAUGCCCUAAGCAGUGUUUCAGAGGAGAGGUUGCAAGGCUUGAGAAAGUGGCCCCGCAUUCAGAGUCAGACCUCAGGGGCUGUGAAUUCUGACUCCACUUUGUUGUGGUUGAAUCAUCUUGUCAACUUCCUCGAUGUGCCCUUGAGUUUCUCUUUCCUUGUCUCUAAAUUUUGGAGGAUCAGAUGCCAGAAAGUCAGGAGACUGAAGAGUAAAGAUGUGGAAAUCCCUGCCUAGAGCCUGGUACUGGGGAUAGUUUUGUCCUUGGGAUGGACGUGGCUCCUGCCCUGUAGGCAAUGACCACAGCAGCAUGUCCAGCCUUCCACUGAGGCAGGCGUGUCUGUCUUUUCUCAGAGUAUGAAGAGUGCAAAGAGCUCCUAAAAUCUAUGCUGAGGAAUGAGCUACAGUUCAAGAAGGAGAAGCUUGCAGAGCAGCUCAGGCAAGCUGAGGAGGUCAGGCAAUAUAAAGUCCUGGUUCACUCUCAGGAACGAGAGCUGACCCAGUUAAGGGAGAAGUUACGGGAAGGGAGAGAUGCCUCCCGCUCAUUGAAUCAGCAUCUCCAGGCCCUCCUCACUCCGGUUGAGCCGGACAAGUCCCAGGGGCAGGACCUCCAAGAACAGCUGGCUGAGGGGUGUAGACUGGCAAAGCACCUUGUCCAAAAGCUCAGCCCAGAAAAUGACAAAGAUGAGGAUGAAGAUGUUCAAGUUGAGGAGGCUGAGAAAGUGCAGAAAUCAUCUGCCCGCAGGUAACACUGAAUACUCAGGAGCAAGUAAUGGGUGGUAACAUAUGAAAAGUCUAGGAGGCACACCCUCUCUGGCAUCUACAAUGGGCCUAAAGCCUGCAUUCCCUUGGCCAGAGUAUGUGAAAUUCUGCCCAACUUAGAUGCAGAUUGUGGCAGCUGUCGUGUUUCUCUAUGUGUGCCGAGUGUCAUGUCUGUACCAUACAGGGAUAGCUGAGUCUUCAUCCUCCUCAGCUCCUAUCUGUCCAGUGCAAUGAACACCAGCUGCUCUCUUCCUCUCUGGCUCCCAUGGCAGCCAUGCUCUGUUGCAGAGAGAAGAGGAUUGCAUGUUCCCUCUUAAAGGGAACCUCCUGUUUGCUUUCUGGGACCACUCUCUUAAUGCCGCCUGUCAAAACCAGCUAGGACUCCCUGGGGUCCAAUCCCUCUAUGUUUA